UGGUCGUGCGCCAUGAGCUUGUGGCGCGAAUUUCGUUUUGGAACAGCCAAAACAAUGCAAAGAUAUGUUUAAAUGUUGCAUGAGAGAUAAAAGAUCAUUUGAAACGUUCGAAAACUGCAUUUUGUUGUGGACAGGUCUUCUAAACGGCCACAUACAUACUCCCAAGUAAUGACCGCAUGCAUGUGCACCGAAAGUCCGUUUGCAUGUGUGUGCCGCGUGUGUGUGUGUGUGUGUGUGUGAGUAAAAGCCUCGUGAAAAUUGAAAUGAAAUUGCAUUGCACCACAAUACUGCUGAUCUGCUUCGAGCACGUGUCCAAGGUGAUUGCCCAGGGCAUGCCCAUCAGUCCCUGCCCAAAGAUCUUUCAGUAUCGAUUCGAUGGCAAUGAAUGGUUCGGUCUGAUCGCGGUGCGAAACCCAGACGUGAGGCAGCCACUCCAGCUACGCGUCACGCUCUCCAUGCGGGGCAAGCCAACAACUAACUAUCUUGGCGAAAUAGAACUGCUGACCCGUGGACAGUUCACUAAGAAUGCGCCAGUCCUCUACAAGAUACGCUUUCCCAAGCAUCAUUUCCCACCCAAGCUGCUGCUCAUCUCGGCCAACAAUCACGUCAUUUGCUUUGGAUCUGGCGAUCACAGCAUAUUCAUGACCCAAAUCCAGCUGGAGCAUACCAGAAAACUAACCUUUAUACCGGACAAGAAGACUUCGCUUCUGUUGGAAGAAGAGGAGACCCUGCCGGCGCCGCAGCCACAGCCACCGCCACCGCACAGCCAGUUCAAGAAAAAGCCCUUUCAUUCGCCCAAGGAGAUCUGUGGCAAAAUCGACAGCACUCUCGACUUUCGGCUGCCACUCAGCUCGAGGCGUUCGGAUGUUAUCACAUCGCCAGUGUUUGCCGACAACGAAGACGCCGACGAUGAUGAGUUUGAGCACCUGUCGGAGGAAGAGCUGCAGGAGCAGGAUACUGUGGAUGGCAGCGCCGUGGGCAGCAGCCUGCCAUCGAUAACGCGCGGCUCAUGGCCCUGGCUGGCGGCCAUCUAUGUGAACAAUCUCACAUCGUUGGAUUUCCAGUGUGGCGGCACGCUUGUCUCGACCCGCGUGGUCAUCAGUUCGGGCCACUGCUUCCGGAUGUUCAACAAGCGUUACACGGCCAACGAGGUGCUGGUCUUUUUGGGGCGCCACAAUCUCAAGAAUUGGAACGAGGAGGGCUCUCUGGCGGCCCCCGUCGAUGGUAUUUAUAUACAUCCGGACUUUAACAGUCAGUUGAGCAGCUACGAUGCGGACAUAGCUGUCAUCCUACUCAAGGAUGAAGUGCGGUUCAACACGUUCAUACGUCCCGCCUGCCUGUGGUCGGGCUCCAGCAAAUCGGAGUACAUUGUGGGAGAGCACGGCAUGGUCAUUGGCUGGAGCUUCGACAGAUCGAAUGCGACACAGCAGCAGCUGCAGCAGCAGCAACAGUCGUCCCAGCAGCAUCUGGGAGAAGGCAUCAAAAAGGCAACCGAUACCAGCAUACCCAAGGUGGUAAAGGCGCCCAUCGUUGCGAAUGGUGUGUGCUUCAAGGCCAAUUCACAUUUUCGCAGCCUCUCGUCGAAUCGCACCUUCUGCGCGGGCAUUCAGCUGGAGUCGAAGGAGUCACAGAGUAGCGGCAGCAGCAGCAGCAGCAGCAGCCUCUACACCGGCAUUUCGGGUGCUGGAUUGUUGAUACUCAAAAACAAUCGCUGGAUGCUGCGUGGCACUGUAUCGGCGGCACUGCCACCCGCCUUGGAAUUGGGUGCCACUGCUGGAUCAACGCACUGUUGUAGCAAUCAAUAUAUUAUCUAUGCAGAUGUGGCAAAGUUUAUUGAUUGGAUCACGGCCUUCAUUAUCUAACAGUCGCCCGCCCAUGUGUGCAGGAUGAAAAAUGUUCGAAUUCGAAAAUAAAUGCUGUGAUAGCCGCCAGUGGCAGGAUGCCCUGCUUUUGCCUGUGCC
This is a messenger RNA of Drosophila obscura, 1961 nucleotides long. Its product is annotated as serine protease gd. The coding region runs from base 177 to 1862 and encodes 561 amino acids. Gene Ontology annotation, molecular function: serine-type endopeptidase activity. The transcript has 5 exons. The record is from RefSeq and is a predicted model, not a curated record. NCBI's taxonomy places the organism in Eukaryota, Metazoa, Arthropoda, Insecta, Diptera, Drosophilidae. Gene Ontology annotation, biological process: proteolysis.